This is a messenger RNA of Mus pahari (shrew mouse), 4879 nucleotides long. It is a transcript of the gene Lemd3, whose product is annotated as LEM domain containing 3. The coding region runs from base 104 to 2869 and encodes 921 amino acids. Lineage: Eukaryota; Metazoa; Chordata; Mammalia; Rodentia; Muridae. Gene Ontology annotation, molecular function: chromatin DNA binding. Gene Ontology annotation, cellular component: nuclear inner membrane. The transcript is spliced from 13 exons. The record is from RefSeq and is a predicted model, not a curated record. Gene Ontology annotation, biological process: negative regulation of BMP signaling pathway; nuclear envelope organization.
CGUGGCCGGCGCUGGAAGGGCGACGCAGCCCGGUCUAGUUCAGGGUCUAGGGCGGCGCGUCACUUCCGGUAGCGCGGAGCUUGUAAAACACCCUGGAGAGAAAAUGGCGGCGGCGACGGCGGCGGCGGCGGCGCCUCAGCAGCUCUCGGAUGAGGAGCUUUUCUCUCAGCUUCGCCGUUACGGCUUGUCUCCGGGUCCCGUGACGGAGAGCACCCGGCCGGUCUACCUCAAGAAGCUGAAGAAGCUUCGCGAGGAAGAGCAGCAGCAGCAGCACCGGGCAGGGGGCCGCGGCCACAAGACGCGGAACAGUAAUAACAAUAACACGGCGGCGGCGGCGACGGCGAUGGGGGGCCGGGCCGGCUCCGGGGACCUCGCGUACUUACGGAGCCCCGCAGGCCUCGGCCGCCUGUCGGCCUCGGCUCCGGAGAGCCCCGUGGCAGGAGGCUCCGGGGGCGCGGCGGCCGUCCCCGCGGCGGGCAGCAAAGUGCUGCUGGGCUUCAGCUCGGACGAGUCGGACGUGGAGGCCAGUCCGCGGGAGCAGGCGGGCGCCGGCGGCGGCGGCGGCGGCGGCGCGCGGAGGGACCGGGCUGCGCUCCAGUACCGCGGGCUCAGAGCCCCGCCGGCGCCCCCGGCCGCGGGCGAGGUGACGGGCGGCCACCCGGGCGAGCGGAGGAAGCCGCACUCGUGGUGGGGGGCGCGGAGGCCGGCGGGCCCCGAGCCGCAGCCCCCGGCGGCGGGGAGCGACGGCGCCGCGGAGGACGCGGACGAGGAGCCGGCGGACGGCGAGGACCGCGACCCCGAGGCCGAGGAGCCGCUGUGGGCCAGCCGAGCCGUGAACGGCAGCCGGCUUCUCCCCUACAGCUGCCGGGAGCACUACUCGGACUCGGAGGAGGAGGAGGAGGGGGAGGAGGACGGCGACGUGGCCCCGGCCAGACAGGUAUUAAAGGACGACUCCCUCGCCCGGCAUCGACCCAGACGGAGCCAUAGUAAGCCGUUCUCGGCGCUGACUGCUAAAUCUGGCGGCAGCCGGCAGGAGACUUCGGUUCAGGGAGGGGGAGCACUCGCGAUGAAUGACAGGGCGGCGGCCGCCGGGAGUCUAGACAGGAGCCGAAACCUCGAGGAGGCGGCGGCCGAGUCGGGAGGAGAAGGAGGAGGAGGAGGAGGAGGAGGGUGCGAUCAAGUGGACUCCAUUCCUCGAUACCGUGCCGGCGCGAAGAAGCUGGCCCCGCUGCUGUCGCCGCCGAGUCCCGAUGGGGACUCCACCUUGGAGUCGCCCACGGGGCCCCUCCUCAAAACCAAUAAUCACAUAGGCGGCGGGGCCUUUGGCGUGGAUUCCCCCGUUCUGUUUGCCAACAGCCUCCCUCCCGGGGCCGUCGCCGCCGCGGCCGCCCCUGGCUCACUCAGGAUCAACCACGCCAACCAUACUGGCUCCAAUCACACCUACCUGAAAACCGCCUACGGCAAGCCGAAGCUCUGCGAGCCCGAAGAGGAACUUCUGCAGCAGUUUAAACGGGAGGAGGUGUCCCCGACGGGGACUUUCAGUGCUCACUACUUGUCGAUGUUCCUCCUAACCGCUGCCUGCUUAUUUUUCCUAAUACUGGGACUGACUUACCUAGGAAUGAGAGGGACGGGAGUACCCGAGGACGGAGGACUCAUAAAAAACCCCUUUGAUGAAACAUUUGGAAAAAUACAAGAAAGUGAAAAAAAUCUUUUGAUGAGCACAUUGUACAAACUUCAUGAUCGAUUGGCCCAGAUUGCAGGAGAUCAUGAAUGUGGCAGUUCUAGUCAAAGGAUGCUUUCAGUCCAAGAAGCAGCUGCAUAUUUAAAAAAUUUAGGUCCUGAGUAUGAAGAUGUAUUUAAUACUUCAUUGCUGUGGAUUUUUAAAAAUGGGAAAGAUGUUGGAAUAAGGUGUGUUGGUUACGGGCCUGAAGAAGACUUGACAAACAUAACUGAUGUGCAGUUUUUACAAUCCACCAGGCCCCAGAUGCCCUUCUGGUGUCGUUUCCGGCGUGCUUUCAUUACUGUGACCCAUAGGUUAUUGUUGUUAUGUUUAGGUGUAGUGAUGGUCUGUGUUGUUCUCCGUUACAUGAGAUACCGCUGGACUAAGGAGGAGGAGGAAACAAGGCAGAUGUAUGAUAUGGUGGUAAAGAUUAUAGAUGUUUUACGAAGUCAUAAUGAAGCUUGUCAGGAAACUAAAGAUUUACAGCCUUACAUGCCUAUUCCACAUGUUCGCGAUUCCUUAAUACAGCCGCAGGACAGGAAAAAGAUGAAGAGAGUCUGGGAUAGAGCUGUUGACUUCCUUGCUGCUAACGAAUCUAGAGUCCGUACGGAGACUCGAAGAGUGGGCGGUGCAGACUUUGUAGUCUGGCGGUGGAUCCAGCCUUCUGCGUCUUGUGACAAGACAUUAGCGAUACCCUCUAAAGUAUGGCAAGGCCAAGCAUUUCAUUUAGAUAGAAGAAAUUCACCACCAAAUAGUUUGACUCCAUGUUUAAAGAUUCGAAAUAUGUUUGAUCCAGUUAUGGAAAUAGGAGAUCACUGGCACCUAGCGAUUCAAGAAGCAAUUUUAGAGAAGUGCAGCGAUAACGAUGGCAUCGUUCAUAUUGCCGUAGACAGGAACUCGCGAGAGGGCUGUGUCUAUGUUAAAUGUUUGUCUCCGGAAUAUGCUGGAAAGGCUUUUAAAGCAUUGCAUGGCUCUUGGUUUGAUGGAAAAUUGGUUACAGUAAAAUACUUACGACUAGAUAGAUACCACCAUCGCUUUCCCCAGGCCCUCACUUGCAACACUCCCUUGAAGCCAGCAAAUAAACAUAUGAACUCUCUGUCUCACCUGCGCCUGCGGACUGGCCUAGCUAAUUCUCAAGGAAGUUCCUGAAAAGAUGUCUUCACUCUUAGGACUGUUAAUUUAAAUAGGAAUAUUCCCAUUUGGCUUCCUGUCUUCCUUUUAAAAUGCUUUUUGUAUGUAAUAUUUUUAUUGCUGAAGACAGCUGUUUGAAAGUUCUGGAAAUCUUCAGGUUCCAAAGGGUUUGGCAGUGAGGCAGGCGGCAGUGCUGAGGAGGCAGAGAGAAGAACUGUUUUCCUCAGUUUGUGGGACUCAGGUACGCCAGUGCAUUGGAGGCUGUACGUAAGGAGCACCGACUUCACAGUAAGGGGCUCAGAGAUGGUGCUUAUAGGUUUGCACCAAGAGUGUUUAGAGAACCACGUACAAGCAUGGCGAAGCAGCUUGUUUUGUAUUUCCAUAAUUUGUGAACUAAUGUGAAUUUUUAUAUACAGUAAGCUGCAUCAUUCCUUACAGGCUUCUGUGGUAAAACCAUUCACUUCCCACUUUAACCUUAGAUCUCUAUUGCUUGUAAAAGGUUCAUUUGCUGCAGCUGGAAUAUGGGGAAAUUUAUUUGGUUUUAAUGGUUAUAUACAUGUGUAAGAGGGUGUAUAUGUACUUACAUUGGCUUUUGUAUAUAUGUAUAAAUGCUGAUGGUAGCGAAAGUCUUGUUUUGUGAGAAUGUCUGCAUUAGCAGUAAAAUAAGCUUUCUAUUUUACUCAUAAUCUAAUCUGUAUAUAUAUACAUAUAUAUAUAUGUGCGUAGCUGUGUAUCUGUGUACAUAUGUAGCUGCACAUAUGUACAUAUCCACACAGAUAUAUACGUAUGGCUGUACAGUCAUAGAUGAUCAAGCAGCCAAAUACCUGGAAGUAUUAGAUACAUGUUUAAAAUAUCUUUUAUAGAUUUUAUAUAAAAAUCCUCAAGUACGGUUUUGUGUAGAAGUUCUGGCACCAGCUGUAAUGAGUUCAAAUUUAUGUGAGCAAUAAAGAUGCAAUUGGCAGAUACUGGAAAAUAUUUUGUGAAAAGCUGUAUUUAUUAUAAAUACUGGGACUGUGACAAAACUAAAGGGAUCAUGUCAUUUCCCAGUCUGUGUAUAGCUUAAAGAAAUGUUAGCUCCUGUUCUAUGUCCAGUGUAAAACAGGGUACAUUGUUGCAGCAAAUGUACUAGACAAAUUUUCCUUGGAAUGUUGGGCCAUGCAAGUUUGCAAUGUAGAUGGUGCACGAAAUGACCAUUGGUUUGUGCCUCAGUGUUUAUUUCAGUAAAGCUACUUUAUUACUGUAUGUUUUCAGAUCAGAAUAGUUACUGAUCAAGGUUUACUUGUAACCUAAAAAUUGGCUUCUUGAAAAAUAACCUGUUGGAUAGAUCAUUGUUGGUCCAAAGGAAGAUGUGAAACAGCUGGAAUUACAUGAAUCUUAAUUUUUAUGUUAAGUUCAGUUUUCUUUUUGUUGUGUAUGUGUUUGGUUUGCAGCAUGAACUUGCGCGGAUAAUGCACGUUUUCUGGUUAAGUAAACAUGAUGCACACUAUUCUGUAACAGAAAACCCUUGUGCCUNACCUGUGUGCUUUUGUGGGCACCAUGUUUAUGAAGAAUAAAUGAUUUGUUAUCAGAAGAGAAUAAAUUUUAAAUUCUCAAUCUAUGUCUCAGAUGCUAAUGUGUUAAAAUAUAAAUAUAUAUAAUAUAUAAAGUAACCANUCUUUCUGUAUUUUAUGUGCAUCAUAGUGAUUUAUUUGAGCUUAGUGACACAAUCUUGUAACCUGUUGCAAGAGUGAANGUAAAAUAAUAUAGUUGUGGCAUUUAAACAGGUCACCCUUUGAUGCAGAUGCAUCUUUUUCUUGCUUCUGAGAUACAUUUCAUGUAAACAUUGCACAUUUAUUAUUGUAAUAUAUACUAUUAUGCAGCUUAUUUUACCUGGAACUCUUAAGCCGACCAAGAGUCCUCCCUGUAAGACAGAUGGGAAUGUGUAUAAUAAUUAGGUAUUUGAAAAGUUCUGCUUUGAUGUAAUUUGUUUCUUGUUCUGUUUAAAAAAAGAAGGACAACAUUCUAAUUAAAAAUUUAUUAGGUUUUUUU